GGUCAGUGUGAACGUGGCAAACGGCUUCGGAGUCACGCCGUUGCAUAUGGCCGCUAAUCAGGGCUAUACUGAGCUCGUUGGACUCCUUCUGGAGCAUGGGGCUAAUGUAUCCGCUGUUGAUAGCAGGGGCUGGACAGCACUGGAUGUGGCAUCGUAUAGUGGGCACAUUGGAAUCGUGAAACUGUUGAUUGAUCAGGGUGCUGAUUUGUCUACGACGGAUGAGAAUGGUUCUACGCCACUGCAUUCCGCCGCCGAGAAUGGGCAGCUUGAGGUUGUGAAAUUUCUGGUGGAUCGAGGUGCGGAUGUGAACGCUGUUGAUAAUGAUGGAAGCCCGCCUCUUCGAUGUGCCUCGGAGAAUGGUCAUGGCCAUGUUGUUCGGUUUUUAAUUGAGAAGGGUGCCUGAUGACUGCUCAUUUUGUGGAUGACGGAGCUGAUCCUGUAAUGAUUAUGCGGGUUUCUUUGGCCAAGCGCUUCCAUUACCC
Messenger RNA from Aspergillus pseudotamarii, 482 nucleotides. RefSeq names its product ankyrin repeat domain-containing protein. The transcript has a single exon. The coding region runs from base 47 to 403 and encodes 118 amino acids. Lineage: Eukaryota; Fungi; Ascomycota; Eurotiomycetes; Eurotiales; Aspergillaceae. The record is from RefSeq and is a predicted model, not a curated record. Gene Ontology annotation, molecular function: protein binding.